This is a messenger RNA of Hippoglossus stenolepis (Pacific halibut), 1651 nucleotides long. RefSeq names its product syntaxin-11-like. Lineage: Eukaryota; Metazoa; Chordata; Actinopteri; Pleuronectiformes; Pleuronectidae. The record is from RefSeq and is a predicted model, not a curated record. Gene Ontology annotation, cellular component: presynaptic active zone membrane; plasma membrane; synaptic vesicle. The coding region runs from base 135 to 992 and encodes 285 amino acids. Gene Ontology annotation, biological process: exocytosis; synaptic vesicle fusion to presynaptic active zone membrane; intracellular protein transport. The transcript has 2 exons. Gene Ontology annotation, molecular function: SNARE binding; SNAP receptor activity.
UUUCUGAAAAACCUUUCCUCUUAAAACCGGUGUCUCACUGAUGGUUACCAUUGAAAUUAAAAUCUCUCACUAGAUUUCCCGUGGCCGUCACACUUCCCAUUGGAUUUCUAUGAUCAGCUUGUGCAACAGAAGACAUGAGGGACAGGCUAACACACUUUCACCAGGUGCAGAGUGACUCUGAGGGUUUCAGUGCAGUGGAGCUGGAGGACCUGUCAGGGCCAGGGGCCGCAGUAUCACACUUUGACCAGGAGCUGGCUGGUGUCCUGCAGGAGGCCCAGGAGAUACAUCUGGAGAUCCAGCAGAUCCAGAAUGACAUCAGUGAGCUGAAAGAUGUGAACUACCAGGCCUUAAACAAAACCACACACACCACCGCAAACAAGCGGGACUCCAAUGCAAUCGGGGCAGAUGUUAAACGCAGGGGAGAAGCUGUGCUGCAGCGGCUGCACAUGAUGAACGCUCUCAGAGGGGAACUGGAGCAUCAGCGUGGCAGCUCUGACCCCACAGCGCGUAUCGCCCGGACACAGUACCAGUGGCUGAGCAGUGCUCUGCAGGAGGUGAUGUGCAGCUACAACAACACAGAGAUGAGCCACAGGGAGGCUUGUAAACGUCAGAUCCAGAGGCAGAUGGAGGUGGUGGGCAGGGAGGUGAGCGAGGAGGAGCUGGAGGAGAUGAUGGAGGGCGAGGAGUUGAACGUGUUCAGCGUCCAGGCCGAGGGCAAAACGGCCCGCUCUGCUUUACUGCAGAUCGAGAGUCGUCACAAGGAGCUGCUGGACUUGCAGAAGAGGAUGGAGGUCAUCCAGGAGCUGUUCCUGGAUGUGGCCCUGCUCGUAGAGGAGCAGGGGGCCGCCUUCGAAAGCAUCCAGAAAAAUGUCCAAAGUACUGGAGUGGCCAUUCAGGAUGUAGUAUUCCAGCUGGAUAGAGCCACUGCAUCUGAUAAGAGCAACCCCUUCAAGAAGCUGUUUUGUGGAUGCUUCCCAUGUUAUUUCUCAUAGGUGUGAUGAGGGGCCAAAGGGUUUAGAUAAAAGAACGACCCUUUAAAACACCGUCUGGAGCUGUCAGUGUGUAGAAUAUUGUGAGACUGUAGCUGAACUGCAGUUGUUUUCCAGAUGUUGGUUCAGACACAGUGAGCACAGUCGAUGGAUCAGUGACAGUUGAACAACCUGAACAUUGAUGAUGAUGAGGUGAAGUUAUUCCGGUUUCAAACUUCUUUCAAAUGUCAAGUGAGUUAAUGAUAAACAUAACACAACAUACAUGGCUCAGAGAGAUUUAAUAAACUAGUGAUAUGUAUUAUUCACAAACAUCAGCAAAUAACUUUGUAGUGUAUUUAAUAGUGAAUCUAAAAGAAACUGGCUUAAAAUUCUUGUAUAAUCAAAAGCCACUGGUGUAAUGUAAAUAAUUGAACCCGAGCAAAUGUACUGUGACCUCUGUACUUAGUAAUGGUAUCAAUGUAGUACUUUUACUUAUAAUGACGUAUUUUCACAGUCUGCACCAGGGGUGGAUCUAUGGGUGGGGUCCGGGGGCACUGGUCCCAGCGGAAAUCUCAUUGGUCCUUGAAGGGCCCCUGUGUCAGUAGUCCAUUUUUUUUAUAUGUAUAUACAAAUAAACUAGUCAGUUACUGAUAAUACAACAAUAAAUACAACAAUAAAUAUGA